ACAUUUCCAAAAGCUAGCUGUGGUUUGUCUCCUGAGUCAUGAGUUCUGGAUAUAAUACAGUGUAUUUGAAUGUCGAAUGAUGAAGUAAAUAAUUGCAAGUAACUCACUUGGGAUCUUCAAGGCAGGCCAACAUGCCGCCCUACUUUCAUCCAACGGCAGUGCCUUACCUCACGCGUGCCAUGAGAAACGCGAACAGAUUGCCAGGACAUGGAAUGUCCCUUCGUGCUGUAAAAGAGGUUGAAAUGACUUUCGACCCAUGGCUUGGACGUGAUAACUUCAACACACUGAUGUUCUUCAACAGAAUCACUGGAGGACGAAAGACUAAUCCGAACGCAAUAUUCAAGACCAACGUUGUUAAUAACGGAAGUCCAAGCACGAUAAAAAUAACAUUCCAUGAUGACCACGUGUGGGUGAUGGACAAGCCUGAUUUGACUCACAAGCUAAUGACUCACGCCUUUUAUGAACACAGCGAUCCGCGUGAACCAGCACCGGAACCAGAUGAGGAUGAGGACGACAAGAAGAAGAAGAAGAAAAAGAAGAACUAGAUGCCGGCAGAUGGUGGAUUCGACACCUGAGAUUCUAGGAUGCAACCUCACCAAGCUUAAGCUUGUUGUUAAUAUUUAUUUCCUUGUAAGCUGAGGUAGCAUUGUGCACCGUAGGUACACACUAUGCAUGACAAGGUUUUCAAUUCUUGAGAUCACUUACUGACUCAACAUAACAGUUACUUCAGUACUUUA
This is a messenger RNA of Sycon ciliatum, 737 nucleotides long. RefSeq lists its product as uncharacterized. NCBI's taxonomy places the organism in Eukaryota, Metazoa, Porifera, Calcarea, Leucosolenida, Sycettidae. The transcript is spliced from 3 exons. Bases 132 to 545 code for a protein of 137 amino acids. The record is from RefSeq and is a predicted model, not a curated record.